Peronospora matthiolae is the source of this 2760-nucleotide messenger RNA. NCBI's taxonomy places the organism in Eukaryota, Oomycota, Peronosporomycetes, Peronosporales, Peronosporaceae. The record is from the annotation of a GenBank genome assembly.
AUGUUCCGCUGGCGCGUGCGGCGCAGCAGCUUCGCGACGGCGUCAGCCGCAGCGCCGCCACGCGCGUGGGCGCCCAUUGAAGCCAAGUGGCAGAAGCAAUGGGCACAGAACAAGCUGCAGGUGUGCGAAAAAUCAGUGGAUGAGAAGGAAAAGCAGGAGAUGGAGACGACGAAGAAGCCCUACUAUUGCCUCGCCAUGUUCCCGUACCCAUCUGGUCAGCUCCAUAUCGGCCACGUGCGCGUGUACACGAUCAGUGACUGUAUGGCGAGACUGAAGCGAAUGCAGGGCCACGACGUGCUGCACCCAAUGGGCUGGGACGCGUUUGGACUGCCCGCUGAGAACGCGGCGAUUGAACGCGGUGUGUCGCCUGCAGACUGGACAGUCGCGAACAUUGCACAGGGGAAGCAGCAGCUCAAGGCGCUUGGCAUGUCGUUUGACUGGGACCGUGAGGUCACGACGUGUGCGCCCGACUACUACAAGUGGACGCAGUGGCUCUUUCUGCAAAUGUUUGACAAAGGGCUGGCGUACCGUAAAGAGGCGCUUGUGAACUGGGAUCCAGAGGAUCAGACUGUGCUGGCAAAUGAACAGGUGGACGCCGAAGGCAGGUCGUGGCGCUCGGGUGCGAUUGUCGAGCAGCGCUCGUUGAACCAGUGGUUCCUGCGCAUUACCGAGUAUGGCGACCGACUGCUGGAGGACCUCGACAAGUUACACAAGUGGCCGGACUCGGUGAAGCGCAUGCAAGCAGCAUGGAUUGGACGCUCGCAGGGUUCAACGGCAGAGUUCCAGGUCGCGCUGAAUAAAGGAGCGGUGGCGGUCGCUGCUGCCACGCCAAUGCGCUUGACGGUGUUUACGACGCGAGUUGACACGAUCUUUGGUGUGAGCUUUCUUUCAAUGGCUCCUGAUUGUGUUGAAGUAGAUACUCUUCUCCCACACGUUCCGGCAGCGCAGCAGGCAGCCGUCAAUGCCUACGUUAUGAAAGUACGUGCAAUGAGUAAAACUGAUCGAGGCAAUGGUGAUACAACAGCAGGAGUGUUUACAGGACUGUAUGCCUGUCAUCCGCUUACGAAGCGUCAUGUGCCCAUUUACUUGGCCGAGUACGUAUUACCGCAUUACGGUACCGGCGUGGUCAUGGGCGUACCAGCACAUGAUAGCCGAGAUCUGGCUUUUGCUCGUCACUAUGAUUUAGAAGUGCGCCCUGUGGUUGGAAACACCGAUGGCACUGUACGGAAUGGAGACGAAGUGUUUACACAGUAUGGUGUGCUGCACGACUGCGCUGAGUUCUCCGGUAUGACAUCACAGGAAGCAACGACGGCCAUUAACGCUCGUCUUCGCGAGCAGGGUGUUGGCGGUGUCACUACCCAAUUCCGCUUGCGUGACUGGUUGGUUUCUCGCCAGCGCUACUGGGGUACACCUGUGCCGAUCAUUCAUUGUCCCUCGUGUGGACCGGUCGGGGUUCCAACAGAGCAGCUACCAGUUGUUCUGCCGCCUGUCGGGGAAGAUGUGGCUGGCGACCUGCGUGGCAAGCAUAGUAGCGGCUCACCUCUCGCGCGUAUUCCUGGUUGGCAAGACUGCAAGUGUCCACGCUGCGGCGGCGAUGCUCGGCGCGACACCGACACCCUCGAUACGUUUGUCGACAGCUCAUGGUACUACAUGCGCUAUUGUGACGCCGGCAAUGAUGCCACUGCCUUUGAACCCGCGAAAGCACAAACCUGGAUGAAGCACAGCGGUGUGGAUCUCUAUAUCGGUGGCAUUGAGCAUGCGAUAUUGCAUCUGCUCUACUCGCGUUUUGUGACCAAAUUCAUGUUUGAUCAAGGGUUUUUAGCCACCGAUGAGCCUUUCGCUCAGCUGUUGGCUCAAGGUAUGGUGCUGGGACGGACGCACAAGUCGCCAGGUUCACUUCGUCCCUUAGCACCGGGUGAAUAUGAAGAAGUAGCAGUUGAUGGUCAUAUGGUCGUCGUGGAGAAGAAGACUGGGCUUCCUGCAGUGACUCUGUGGGAGAAGAUGUCCAAAUCCAAGCACAACGGUGUCGAUCCAGAGCAGAUCCGGGCACGUUACGGUGCCGAUGUCACGCGCCUUGCUGUGUUGUUUAAGGCACCACCUGCUCAUGAGCUGGAGUGGGAUGAAGCGGACCUCGCAGGUCAAUCGCGCUGGAUGGCACGUAUUUGGUCACUCGUAGAUGGCGCGCUAGUCUGUCGCAGUGUCAAUGCUACGAAUGAUGUAGAUGGAGACGAGGAGAAGAAGCUGCGCUACGAGCUGCACGGAACGAUCAAGCGUGUCACGGAGGCGUUGAAUGAGUUUCAGUCGUUUAACGUUGCUAUCGCAGAGCUGAUGAAGCUUUCCAACUUACUUGGCAAUUGUCGUUCACAGCUUGAGGGCUCGGCAGCUUACGAAGAGGCUGUGCGUGCGCUGGUGCAGAUGUUGGCACCACUGGCUCCCCACGCUGCUGCUGAGAUGUUUCAGACUCUGGAGGACGGCGACGAGUCUGCCGAUGUGCAUGCUUGCUCGUGGCCAGUACAUGAUCCGGAGCAGCUGGAUCGGGCCCAGGUGAAAGUAGCGCUGCAGGUGCAAGGCAAAGUGCGGGACACGAUUGACGUGGAUCUUGCUCUGCUGAAGGCGAAGGACUCGGACGCGGUGUUUGCGUUGGCACUGGCUUCUUCUGCUGUGCAACGCCAUGUAAAGGGUCGAGACGUGCGUAAGGUGAUCUUGGUACCUCCCAAGAAGCAAGGUGCUCAUGGACUGCUGAACAUUGUGGUGAAGUAG